CUGGCUUGACUGGUCUCAGCACCACCACUCUCUUUGCCAACUGGUUACCAAGUUACCAGACCACCAACUCCAAUGGCAUACCCGACCCUAACGGCUCUUUCUACUGGGGCUUUAACCAGCUGCUGGGGCUGUUUUACCCAGGAGUGACGGGCAUCAUGGCGGGAUCCAACCGCUCAGAGGCGCUGAGGGACACACAGCGGUCCAUCCCCACCGGCACUCUGGCAGCCAUCGUCUCAAUGACUGGUCUCUAUGUGGUCUCCAUCCUGCUAUUUGGUGCCGUUGCCACCAGGGACCUUCUGGUGACUGACAGGCUUCUCACUGCCACGAUCGCGUGGCCCGUGCCAGCUGUCGUCCAGGUGGGCAUCGUCCUCUCAACGCUCGGAGCAGCACUGCAGAACCUCAUGGGGGCGCCGCGGCUGCUGGCGGCGAUAGCGAAUGACAACGUGCUGCCAGUGCUGAAUGCGUUCAAGGCAGAGAGCCACCAGGAACCGCAUCUAGCCACCCUCUUCACGCUUCUCUUGUGCUGCAGUGGUAUUUCUGCUGUUUCUGGUACUGUUGGUAGUGCACUGCUGGUAGUGCUGGUUGCAGGCAGUGCUGCCGGUGCUGAAUGCGUUCAAGGCAGAGAGCCAUCAGGAGCCGCGUCUGGCCACCCUCUUCACACUGCUCCUCUGCUGCAGGUGCUGCUGGUUGUGUUUCUGGUAGUGUGGCCAGUGGUGCCAGCAGCAGCGGGGGCAUUAACAAGGUCGAGGAGAGCACAGAGUGAUGACAAGGAGAGGGCAAAGGAGGGCGCCAGCGAGGGAGACGAGCCAGUGGUGCCAGCGCCAGCGCGGGCGCCAGGAGGGGGCGUCUACGAGGUCGAGGAGAGCACAGGAGAGGUUGACCCCGCAGUAGCAGAGGAGGAAGAACAUUCAAGAGGAGAAGAUGAGGAUGCACAUGCAGGCAGGCAGUGCAUGGUGGGAGGGGAAGAACAGGCAGUGCAUGGUGGGAGGGGAAGAACAGGCAGUGCAUGGUGGGAGGGGAAGAACAGGCAGUGCAUGGUGGGAGGGGAAGAACAGGCAGUGCAUGGUGGGAGGGGAAGAACCGGCAGUGCAUGGUGGGAGGGGAAGAACAGGCAGUGCAUGGUGGGAGGGGAAGAACAGGCAGUGCAUGGUGGGAGGGGAAGAACAGGCAGUGCAUGGUGGGAGGGGAAGAACAGGCAGUGGGAGAGGAGUAAGAACAGGCAGUGGGAGAGGAGUAAGAACAGGCAGUGGGAGAGGAGUAAGAACAGGCAGUGGGAGAGGAGUAAGAACAGGCAGUGGGAGAGGAGUAAGAACAGGCAGUGGGAGAGGAGGAAGAACAGGCUGCAGCCCUACUCUGACUCAGUAAUCAUCAUGUAUCUAAUCUCCUGCUUCUUCACGCUCGUCUGUCUCACCCUAGCCGUUCUAAUCUACAUCUACGUCAGCAUGGUGGGCAAGGCGGGCGACUGGGGCGAUGGGGUCAAGUCCGCCUACAUGCAACUCGCCCUGCGCUCGCUGCACUUCCUGGGAGUCUCUCAGGUUCAUCCCAAGAACUGGUACCCCAUCCCGCUCAUCCUCUGCAAGCCCUGGGGUCUGCUGUCCCCCGACGCGCCCUGCCAUCCACGCCUGGGGGAUUUCGCCAAGUGCAUGAGAAAGAAAGGGAGAGGAAUGAGCAUCUUCGUGUCUGUUUUGGAAGGCGGCUACAGCACCCUAGCAGCAGAGGCCGGUAGGUCGGCCCGAGUGCUCCUGGCAUACAUAGACAGCAAUCAGUGCGAGGGCGUGGCGGAGGUGAUGGUGGCGUCGACAGUGAGGCGAGGAGUGGGCAUCGCCCUGCAGAGCAUGGGGCUGGCAGGCUUAAAGCCCAACAUCGUCUGCUUCAGAUACCCAGAGGCGUGGCAGCAGCAAGAGUCCAGUCACAUUCCCGAGACCUUUGUGAGCCUUAUCAACGACAGCAACACGGCGGGCAAGGCGUGUGUGAUUGUAAAGGGGCUGGACGAGUGGCCGGCAGAGGGGUGUGGGCAGUACGGCACAAUCGACCUGUUCUGGAUCGUGAGGGAUGGGGGCAUCAUGCUGCUGCUGUCCCAGCUGCUGCGCUCCCGACCCACCUUCGAUGCAUGCAAGAUUCAGGUGUUCUGCAUUGCAGAGGACGAUGGGACAGCAGAGACCUUGCAACUAGACGUGGCUCAGUUUCUGCACGACCUGCGCAUGCAGGCUGAUGUGGUGGUGGUGACGAUGAGGGCAUGGGAGGACGUGGUGGGGGACGAGGAUGGGCCGGAAGCAGAGCUGGCGAGGCAAGGAGCCAUGGAGGCAUUUACUCGGGUGGGUUGA
Messenger RNA from Closterium sp. Naga37s-1, 2324 nucleotides. NCBI's taxonomy places the organism in Eukaryota, Viridiplantae, Streptophyta, Zygnematophyceae, Desmidiales, Closteriaceae. The record is from the annotation of a GenBank genome assembly.